Rhododendron vialii is the source of this 1334-nucleotide messenger RNA. RefSeq names its product stearoyl-[acyl-carrier-protein] 9-desaturase, chloroplastic-like. Gene Ontology annotation, biological process: fatty acid metabolic process. Lineage: Eukaryota; Viridiplantae; Streptophyta; Magnoliopsida; Ericales; Ericaceae. Bases 51 to 1238 code for a protein of 395 amino acids. The record is from RefSeq and is a predicted model, not a curated record. Gene Ontology annotation, cellular component: chloroplast stroma. The transcript has 3 exons. Gene Ontology annotation, molecular function: stearoyl-[ACP] desaturase activity.
GUGAAAAAAAAACCCUCUCGAGCAACAAGAAAGAAGAAAGAAAGGAAAAAAUGGCUCUGAACCUCAAUCCCAUCACCUUGAAAUGUUCCCACAAGUACCCUUCUUUUGCUAUUCCCCCCAAGGCAAAUCUCAGAUCUCCCAAGUUUCUCAGGGCCUCGGCCACCCUCAGCUCCGGCUCCACAGAGGUUGAGAGUCUCAGGAAGCCUUUCAGCCCUCCUCGCGAGGUUCAUGUUCAAGUAACUCACUCAAUGCCACCCGAAAAGAUGGAGAUCUUUAAAAACCUGGAGGAUUGGGCCGAGCAGAACAUCUUGGUUCAUUUAAAGCCAGUGGAGAAAUGCUGGCAACCGCAGGAUUUCCUGCCCGAUCCUGCUUCCGAUGGAUUUCAUGAUCAAGUCAGGGAAUUAAGGGAAAGGGCAAAGGAGAUUCCGGACGAUUACUUCGUUGUUUUGGUUGGAGACAUGAUCACAGAAGAAGCACUUCCUACUUACCAAACAAUGCUAAAUACUACAGAUGGUACUAGGGACGAAACGGGGGCGAGCCUCACUUCUUGGGCAGUGUGGACUAGGGGAUGGACUGCUGAAGAAAACAGGCAUGGCGAUCUUCUCAAUAAGUACCUCUACCUAUGUGGACGAGUAAAUAUGAGGCAAAUUGAGAAGACAAUUCAGUAUCUGAUUGGGUCGGGAAUGGAUCCAGGAUUCGAAAACAGUCCCUACCUCUGUUUCAUAUACACGUCGUUCCAAGAACGAGCAACUUUUAUCUCUCACGGGAACACAGCACGGCAUGCCAAAGAGUACGGGGACUCGAAGUUGGCUCAAAUUUGCGGGAGCAUUGCCUCUGAUGAGAAGCGCCACGAGACCGCUUACACCAAGAUAGUCGAAAAGCUCUUUGAGAUCGACCCUGAUGCAACCGUGCUGGCUCUGGCCGACAUGAUGAGGAAGAAAAUAACUAUGCCAGCCCACUUGAUGUACGAUGGUCGCGAUGACAAUCUGUUUGACCAUUUCUCGUCCGUGGCUCAGAAGCUUGGAGUCUACACCGCCAAGGACUACGCGGAUAUAUUGGAGUUUCUGGUUGGGAGGUGGAAGGUGGAGGACAUAACUGGGAUUUCUCCGGAGGGACGAAAAGCCCAGGAUUAUGUUUGCGGGUUGCCUCAGAGAAUUAGGCGGCUGGCUCCAGGCAGGGCAAAAGAAGCACGGUAUGUUCCGUUUAGCUGGAUCUUCGAUAAAGAAGUGAAGAUCUGAGGGCCUACUGCAACUCUCUUGCCACAAAAAAAAAAAACAGAAAUUGAAAUAAUAGAAGAGGUGAAAUUUUGAAGUUUUGUGACGUACACGUUUUAG